Molecule: messenger RNA, 675 nt
Organism: Ipomoea nil (Japanese morning glory)
Lineage: Eukaryota; Viridiplantae; Streptophyta; Magnoliopsida; Solanales; Convolvulaceae
Exons: 2
Coding region: 1-675 (224 amino acids)
Source: RefSeq, a predicted model, not a curated record
AUGGAUGUGGAUCCAAUUUGUGCCAUGUGUGGAAUUAUGCAAGAGGACACAUUGCAUGCUUUAGUAUCAUGUGGUUAUGCUAACUCCAUAUGGGCGCUAUCUAACAUUCCACUCCCCAAUAUUGUGACAAAUGUUUUCCAUGAGUGGUUUAGUGGAAUGUUAAAUGUUCUAGACACUAAUGAGGUUAUAUAUGCAGCUGCAAUUCUUUAUCAUAUAUGGAGAGCACGAAACGGAGCGGUUUGGGAUGCUUGCUUACCUUUGCCCAGAAAAAUUGUUGCCAACGCAGUAGCCAACAUGCAAGCGUGGAAAGCCGUACACCAUGCCACGGCUGCCGACGAUGUAACUGUCGCCGCCUCCACUGCUGGACUGCCGCCACCGCCACUGCCGGACGAGACCGCAUCUCUGCCGGAGACCGUCCAUGCCGCAGCCCCACGAAAAUGUUAUAUGGAUGCUGGCUACCAACAUGCUACGAAUGCGUCCUCAGUAGGAGCUGUACUACUAGAGCCCGAUGGAAGAUUCGUUGCAGCGUACAAUGCCCCCUUACCAGACUACUUUUCCCCACUCAUGGGCGAGGCUUUUGCGUGUAAGGAGAUCUCAGAAUUUAUUAGCUCAUACCUUAGCUUCUACAGUUUCAGAAUAGUCUACAGCUUUGUAUUUGGACUCAGUCUCCCCUGA